UCUUCUCUCUCACAUAAUCAGAAACAGACAAAAGAAAAAAAAUACAAAAUUAUCAGAUCAAGAACAACACAGGAGAGAAGAGCCAGAUAUGUCUUGUGCCGUUGCACUGGCGAAUUCUCCAGUUUUUUCACCAUCAUCGUCAAGGGUUUCUUCUGCAAUCUUUUGUAAGAGUAGUGCUUGUUCGUCUCCUGAAGCUAUAUCUCUUACCCUGAACAAUCACCAUCAUCACCAUGGAUCAUCAUCUUCGGCGGCUACUUCGUCUUGUGGGUCUCCUUCUCCUUCUUCUUCUUCCACUUGUGCUUCGCCGUCUUCGCCUUUUAGGUUAAGGUUUCAGAAACCAUUAAGUGGGUUUAGACCUUCAAAGAAGGAGACUUCGCCUCCAACGCUUUUGAAGAGGAAGAGACCGGCUAAAAUUGAUAUUCCAAUUUCUGUGUUGGGUUUCGCUGCCGCGACGACUCCUGUGCCGACGGAGGUGAUGAGGGAGGUGGAGUUUGAGAUGGAUGGGGUCUCUGUUUACUGUAAGAAAGGGAGAAGGGAGCUCAUGGAGGAUCGGUAUUCUGCGGUCCUUGAUCUCCAAGGAGAUCCCAAACAGGCUUUCUUCGGUGUUUUCGAUGGACAUGGAGGGGCAAGAGCUGCAGAAUUCGCAGCAGAGAAUUUGGAUAAGAAUAUCAUGGAUGAAUUGACACGGAGAGGAGAAAACGAAAUCGAAGAUGCUAUUAAAAGUGGGUACCUCACCACAGACUCAGAAUUUCUGAAAGAGGAUCUCCGUGGUGGGACUUGCUGUGUUACAGCACUGAUUACAAAAGGUGCUCUUGUGGUCUCUAACGCUGGUGACUGUCGUGCUGUUAUGAGCAGAGGAGGAAUCGCAGAAGCUCUCACCUCGGAUCACCGACCUUCAAGGUUGGAUGAGAAAGAGAGGAUAGAGGCCCUGGGUGGUUAUGUGGAUAGCUGCCAUGGUGUGUGGAGAUUACAAGGGUCUCUAGCAGUAUCAAGAGGAAUUGGAGAUCGAUCCCUCAAACAAUGGGUAACUGCAGAGCCAGAGACUAAAGUUUUAAAGAUUAACUCAGAAUGCGAGUUCUUAAUUCUAGCCUCUGAUGGCCUAUGGGAUAAGGUUGGGAAUCAAGAGGCUGUGGAUAUGGUUCGUCUUCUCAGCAUUGGCACUGAUAAGCCAGAGUUGAUGUCUGCAUGUAGAAAGCUUGCAGAGCUUUCUGUUAUGAGAGGCUCAGCUGAUGAUGUUAGUGUCAUGGUAAUCCAAUUUGGUCGAUUUAUUUGAAUUUGAUGGAGAGAUCUCACAGUGAAACAGCAGAAUUUUUUAUUCUGCCUGCAAGUGUGUUUUUAGAAGAAACUUGCAGUUUUAGAAGAUUUUAGGCUCAGGUUUUUGUAAUGCUUUCUGACCUGAAGACAAGGCAGAUCCCCCAAGUCCCUUUGAUUCUAUUAUGGAGAAAGGGCAGGGCUUCUUGAGAGAUUAGAUUGUGACUUCCCCCACCCACUUAUUAGUUGUUUAACCAUUUUACCAUUUUUUUUUUUCAGCUGGAGUUUUCAUACAUCCAGUAUGUAGAAGACUGACAGAUGUCUAAACUUGUACCGAGGAUAACCUGAAUUUUUUGCAUUAGUAAAUGUGAAAAUUUAUCAUAA
Messenger RNA from Macadamia integrifolia, 1635 nucleotides. Its product is annotated as probable protein phosphatase 2C 25. The record is from RefSeq and is a predicted model, not a curated record. The transcript is spliced from 4 exons. Bases 89 to 1273 code for a protein of 394 amino acids. NCBI's taxonomy places the organism in Eukaryota, Viridiplantae, Streptophyta, Magnoliopsida, Proteales, Proteaceae. Gene Ontology annotation, biological process: protein dephosphorylation. Gene Ontology annotation, molecular function: protein serine/threonine phosphatase activity; cation binding.